Molecule: messenger RNA, 4966 nt
Organism: Equus caballus (horse)
Lineage: Eukaryota; Metazoa; Chordata; Mammalia; Perissodactyla; Equidae
Gene: GIMAP8
Product: GTPase, IMAP family member 8
Molecular function (GO): GTP binding
Source: RefSeq, a predicted model, not a curated record
GGGGUCACUGGGUGGGCGACGGGGAGGCUUUGUCGGUUUUCCCACCAGCGAGCAGCCCCAAGCCCUCGGUGGGCAGCGCCAGCAUAACCCGGUUUUCUCUCAGCUUCCUAAAGAGGCUAACCCUGAAGACCAGCCCAGAGGGAGGUGGGCCCCUCUGGACAGAGCAGCCCUGGAAGCCUGCUGGGACCCCCGCUACUGCUCCUUCCGCGGGGUCUCUGGAAGGCUCGGCACCACCUCAGACGGUCGAAGACCAAGCGUGGUGUGCCGGCGUGGGCCCGCGUUCUCCAUCCCGACCAUACAUCUUCCCACAAGGAUGAACCGCGGGGACCUUACGCUAAGCGAGAAAAGCCAGUCACAAAAGGACGAACUGUCUGAGUCCCCUGGUGCGAAGCUUCUAAAGUCAGAAUCAUAGAAACAGAAAGAGGAACGGGGGUUACAGGGCGGGCGCGGGACCGGCGUGGGGCGUCAGUGGGGCGAGACGGACAAGUUCCGGAGCUCCCUGCACAGCAAUGCAAGCGUGCUUGGCGCUGCUGAACUGUGGGCUUAAAAAUGCCUGGAUGGUAAAUUUAAUGUUAUGGGUUUUUUUUUAAUGAUAAUAAAAUAAAACAAAUUAACGUAAGUCUUUCUCAGUGUUCAACUUCCUUCUGCAGUAGCGACCAGGGACUUUGGAUACUAGUCUCUCUCACAAUAAAAUUCUCUCUCGUUUUCAAAUAGCUAUUUGAAAGCAUUUCAAGUGACUUCUAGCCCGGGGAAAGGAUUCUUUGGCCAGGGAGCAGCGUCAGUCUGCGGCCUGAGUUGCUGAGGCGGGGCUAGGGAAGCCCCCGGAGGGGAUGUGAGACCCGGUAAAGGAUGCCCUAAGGGCGGCUGCAGGAGGACAGGGGCGGGCGGGGGGCAGGCGAAGGUGGACAGUGUCCUCGGGCCCCUGCCUCGGUCUCAGGAAGGCUCUCGGGUACGGGAGGGGCGGAGCUGAGGGCAGCGGGGAGGGGAGGACCCCAUCCCGCCUCGCCGGCCGCGCUCAGAGGCGGAAGGCACUCGUUGCGUCCUGGGGAACCGCCAGCAACCUGCCCAUCGCGCCCGCGCCCUCCUCACGGGUCCUUCCCAGGGGCGCUCCUGCAGCCCGGCCCGGGGCCCCGGCCCCCCAGCCUCAAGCCGAGCCCCGGCUCCCGUUUCCCCACGUCCUGUCAGUAAGCAGUUGCCCGAGGGGCCGCGCCCUUUAGUGACCCUCCGAGGGGACGGCCCCCGGGAAGGUGCGCGCGUGUCCCUCCUAAUCCCGGCUGCGCCCGAGGUUCUCACCCUGUGACGGGGCCUCACUUGUGAACUUCCCGUCCGACUGCGUCUGUGCCUCUCUUGCCAUCAAAACUGCUUCUAGAAACCUCUUCCUCCUCAGGAACAGAAAGACCCAGAGCCUGUCAAGCGGGCCCGCCGCUGCCUCCCCUCUCCGCGGCCCCCAGCCCCCUUAGGAUUCCGUUUGCUCGCAGCUGCUUCCAUGGGGCCAGCAGUGGAGCCGGGGGAGCAGGCUCAGUGUGGGGGUUCUGAGACGGUCACAGGCCAGGGGACAGGACCGAGAAUAAGCAGUGACCUGUGUCUGGAGAGCAAGUCAGAGGAGGGCUGCUCCAUAUCGGAACUGAGGCUUCUCCUCCUAGGGAAACGUGCUGCAGGAAAAAGUGCCACAGGAAACACUCUUCUGGGCAAAGCUGUGUUCGAGUCCAAGUUCAGUGUGCAGAUGGUGACUGAAAUGUGCCGGAAGGAGAAGGGGGCCACAGGAGGGGGGGAGGUUGUGGUCAUCGACACUCCUGACCUUUUCUCUUCGGUAGCUGGUACCAAUGACAGGCAACGCAACAUUGAACACUGCUUGAAGCUCUCUGCUCCCAGUGUCCAUGCCCUGCUUCUGGUAAUUUCCAUUGGCAAUUAUACGGUGGAGGACAAAGAAACAGUCGAGGGCAUCUGGAAGUUGUUUGGAGCUGAAGCCAAGAGGCACAUCAUGAUUGUCUUUACUCGGAAGGAUGAAUUGGGGGAUGACUCCCUGCAAGAUUACAUUGAGAAUGACAGUUCUCUUAGGGAGUUGGUUCGAGACUGUGGACACCGAUACUGCGCUUUCAACAACAAGGCAAGUGAGGAGGAUCAGGCCACCCAGGUGAGGGAGCUCCUUGGCAAGGUCAAGAAUUUGGUGGAUGAGAACCGAGGACCACUUUGCGUGAACUUCAGAAAUGAAGGCAAUGGAUUCCAGGAUUGUGGGAAUGAAGCUACAUCUCAGAAGGAGGACAAUCCACAUGGGCCAGGGGAGAAGCAGCUGCAGGCUACAGGAUGUGAGCCCAACCCUGGAACGCCAGAACUGAAGGUCCUGCUUGUGGGGAAACGUGGGGCUGGAAAAAGUGCUGCUGGAAACAGCCUUCUGGGGAAGCGAGUUUUUGAGACCAAAUUCAGUGAACAGUCAGUAACCCAGACGUUUAGGUCUGAGAGCAGAAUCUGGAGAGAGAGGAAGAUUUCAAUCAUUGACACUCCAGACAUCUCAUCUUCAAAGGGUGUUGGAUCAGAGCUUUCGAAACUCAUCUUUCCAGGCCCCCACGCCUUCCUGCUGGUGACCCCCCUGGGCUCUUUCAGUGAGAAAGAUAAAGCAGUGCUGCGCACCACCCAGAGCAAUUUUGGAGAAGAGUCCUUUCGGUACAUGAUCGUGCUCUUCACCAGGAAAGAAGAUCUAGGAGAUCAGAAUCUAGAGCUGUUCUUAAAAAACGGAAAUAAAGACCUCAACAACAUCAUCGAGAAAUGUGAAAAGAGAUACAGUGCCUUCAACUACAGAGCGACAGGAGAAGAGGAGCAACGCCAGGUGGACGAGCUCCUGGAAAUGAUGGUGGGCAUGGUGCAGCGGAACGGGAACAAGCCCUGCUUCCUCAGAGGAAGAGAGGCCCUGAGCAUUAUCCUUGUGGGGAAGAGUGGGAGUGGGAAGAGCGCGACGGGGAACACCGUUCUCGGGAAGGACAAAUUCUUGUCUCGGCUUCGAGCGCAGCCUGUCACCAAGACGUGCCAGAGCAGAAGGAGGGCGUGGCAAGGGCAGGAGGUCGUGGUUGUGGACACUCCUGUGUUCUGCCUGAUGCCCGCUGCUGAAGGAGGUCCAUCCCAGCUAGAGCAGGAGGUCGAACGCUGUUGGUCCUGCUGUGGACAAGGGAGCAAGAUUCUGGUCCUGGUGCUCCAGCUGGGACGAUUCACUCAGGAGGAUGAAAAGGUGGUGGGGGACCUGGAGGCCAUCUUUGGAGAGGACGUUAUGAAAUACACUAUUGUGCUGUUCACCCGGAAGGAAGAUCUAGUGGACGAGAAACUUGAGGAGUACCUCAAGAACACGGACAACAAAGCUCUUAAGAAGAUAAUUAAAAAGUGUGAGCAGCGAGUUUGUGCCUUUAAUAACAAGGAAACUGGCCAAGCCAGGGAAGACCAGGCAAAAGAUCUUUUGCAAAAGGCCAACGAGCUGAUAGGGAGAAAUGAAGGGCAGGGUUACCCUCAUCACUGGGAGACGGUCAGCAAAAAAAUGAAAAAUGCCCAGGCAAAGCCCAACACCUCAAAAUUACUAAAGAAUUUAAAAGAUAUGUUACUAUAGGUAGCUGAAAUGCCUAGGGUCUCUUUCACUUAGAGACAUCUGAGGUCGAGGGUGGGCAUGGGUGGACUGGUAGGCUGGGAAGAGGGUCCAUGACUUGGAGGGCUGGGGAGGUAGGUGCAUCUCACCCGUGAGGCGGCAGCUCUUUGUACGUAAAUAAAUUGUCAGGCUGCUGCAGGUGGUAGGGGAUUAUAAAGGAGAAAGAAGAGAUAACGUGGGUAAAUCUGGAAAAGGCUUCUGAGGCGAGGCUGAUGUUAAGGGUCAGAAUCAGGUACACGAGUCACCUUACCCGUGUAGGUGGAUUGGAGUCAGGACAGACACCGUGACCAAGGCCGAGGCCAGGCUGCGGCAGAACACAGAUCAUUACUCAAGAACCAGGGGAUCCAGGUAUGUCACAGCAAGGCACUGUCCAGCCAACUCCUGGGCAUGACAAGCUGGAGAAGCUGGACUCCUGUGGGCCUCCCGGUUCCCAGGGCUGCUUGCCAGGCCCGCUAGCCCCUGAGCCUGUCUCCGGUGGGGCAGGACUCAUGGUUAGCAGGUUCCUUUCCGCGUGUGGUGGCCACUCUUUAGUGCUCUCCUCCUUCCAAGCCUGAAUGGAAAGUGGGACCCAGCCUACCCUCCCUUGUUGUCUCUCAGGAAAUGAACACAAGACUGUGAGGUUUCAAAAGAUUUUAUUGCUAAUCAUCACAGUGCAAUACAAUAACACAAAAAUCAGAAGCAUGUAAAAUUGUCAAGAUUAGACAAUCUUGCAACGUUCUAAAAUUCUAACUAUAAUUCUAGAUUUCCUCAAGCAAAGCUUAUGGAAAACCUUUUUGCCCUUUUCUCCUUUUUUAUCCCUGAGGGUUAGGAAUUGGUUAAAACUCAGAGAACUCAAACGAUGAUGGUUUAAACACAUUAGGGGCUUCUUGUGGUUCAUGUCAAGAAGUCCAGGAGUAGGCAGUCUGAGGCCAGUGUAACAUCAACAUUCCAGCUUCAUUGCAUCUCUCUGCCUCAGCUUCACUGGCGUGCAGCCUCCAUACUGAAGGCUGCUUCUUGGUUCCAAGAUGGUGGUGUUCUACCCAUGGCUGAGCCGAUUAUACUGAGAGCUGCCUGAUGUGGUGGUGUAUGAGACGAGAACGAUGGAGUCUUCUUCCUGGUUGAUGUCUGGUCAGAUGUGUUCACUAUUAGCCACUUUACACACGCUUUGAGGACAGAGUCUAUGUCACCUGCUUUUGUUUUUUGAAAGCAGGUUACCUUCAAGAUUAAUCCAUUUAUAAGAAGGUGGACAGUCACCAUUAAUACUUUUGUCCCCUAUAUAACCCUUAAUAUGACAAAUUCUGGAAAAUAUGUGUGUAAAUAUAUUCAGUUGAGUGAAAUAAUAAAGAUGAAUUAUAUUAUAAA